Hordeum vulgare subsp. vulgare (domesticated barley) is the source of this 505-nucleotide messenger RNA. RefSeq lists its product as uncharacterized. Bases 67 to 321 code for a protein of 84 amino acids. The record is from RefSeq and is a predicted model, not a curated record. The transcript is spliced from 2 exons. NCBI's taxonomy places the organism in Eukaryota, Viridiplantae, Streptophyta, Magnoliopsida, Poales, Poaceae.
GAAAGGUAAUAUCACCAUUGGAAACAGAACUAAUUUAAACAGUUCCCUCUACGGUCCUUAUCAAGGAUGACGACUACCAAGCUGGUGCUCCUAGGCCUCGUCCUUUUGGUGCUUUGUUCAGGUGUUAUUUCAAAGGACAGAAUAGACGAGGGAUCAUAUUUCCCCCACAGUUGCGAUAUACAUGUUGCCUCCAAGUCAUGUCCAUCCAAAGAUGAAUGUCUGAAACUAUGCAAACAAACGUACCACUCCGGCAAGGUAUAUGGUGAAUGUGCUCGUGAUGGAUGCCACUGCAUAGUCUGUGUGUUAUCUGCAGGAAACUGAGGAUACUACCAAACCUUGCACGGCGUACGCUGCAUGUUGUUUUCUAAGAUUUGGAAUAUUUUUAGUAAUAAUAUUUACAUGUGCAUGUAGAAUAUAUCUUAAAGCAUGUGAUAGUUUGUGUUCAGAGAAACAUGAUCGAAUCCUUCUGAUAACUGAACCGUGAUAAAUGUAUUCUUGCAUUCAA